CCUGCUUUCACCGCGGCUUGCUGUCUGGUUCUUGUAUCUGAUAACAGAGCUUCAAGUUGAGCUGUCCCCCACACGGCGCCACUCUUCUCGCCUUCUGUUACCUUGUGUACUUAAGUGCAGCUGAUCCUUCGGCUGUGAGAGUAGAGUCAAUUAGAUAUCCGUCCUGAAGCAUUGUGUAAGUUGCUCGUCCAUGCACCAUUUUGGUCUUGUAAACUCUAAUACUUGUACUGUUUGCAGGCAAUAAUCCCUCACCUACGGACCUUCUUAGCUUUUGAGCUGAUAUCUUUGUCGAUCCUUGCAGUCAAGAGCAGAUUUCAAGUAGGUGGCCAAACACCGGCAGCAUUCUCAUUUCUUUUAGUGCGGGUCUGGUUCUUGGUCGUAAAUCUCAGGUCAGACAGGUGACAACCAGUUGUAACCCGAAGCCAUGGCACCAUCAGCAAUUCCCGUAGAUGGGGAACACACUACUCUUCCGUCCCCGGGAUCCCAGAGCAAUGGAAAUGGAUCAUCAUCCACAGCCGGCUUUCUGCAAGGCAAUGCAUCAAUCUCUGAGGCGGACUCGAUGCCCAUAGCAAUCGUAGGCAUGGGCUGCCGCCUCCCAGGCGAUGUUUCUACCCCCGAUGAGUUCUGGGAACUCUGUUCCCGCGCUCGCAGUGGCUGGUCACCCAUUCCCAAAGCUCGCUUCAACCAUGAAGCUUUUCACCACCCAAACCCCGAUAAAUUGGGUUGCUACAACCCUGAAGGAGGUCACUUCCUCUCCGAAGAUGUGGGCCUUUUCGACGCUCCUUUCUUCAACAUUACGGAGAAAGAAGCAAUUUCCAUGGAUCCUCAGCAGCGAUUGCUGCUCGAAUGUACAUAUGAAGCGCUAGAGAAUGCCGGCAUACCGAAGCGAGAUCUCGUUAAUGAGAAUGUGGGGGUUUUUGUUGGAGGCUCCUUUGCAGACUACGAGCUCCGCAAUUGCAGGGACUCGGAUACCGCCCCUGUUUUCCAGGCGACCGGUUGUGCGCAGUCACUUUUGUCGAAUAGAAUUUCGUACUAUUUCGAUUUCACAGGACCCAGCUUUACAGUCGACACAGCCUGUUCGUCAAGCUUGGGAGCCAUGCACCUGGCGUGCCAAAGUUUGCGAAAUGGAGAGUCCAGUCAGGCGAUUGUGGCAUCAUGCCAUCUCAAUCUUCUUCCAGAUUAUUUUGUUAUUAUGUCCAUGUCGAGGUUAGUAUCAUGUUUGGUAGUUUUUGCUUAGCCUAGAGAUAUCUCAUACUUACUCGUCUCACAACAGCCUCUUCUCUAAAGAAGGCAAAUCUUUUGCCUUCGACUCCCGCGGCAAUGGCUUCGGGCGUGGUGAAGGUGUGGGCUGCGUCAUCCUCAAGCCUCUCGCUGAAGCCCUCCGCAACAAUGAUUCUAUUCGAGCUGUCAUAUCUGGGACUGGCAUGAAUCAAGAUGGACGUACCAAAGGCAUCACCAUGCCCAAUGGUGACGCCCAAGUAGCCCUGAUGAAAUCGGUGUACAAGAAAUACGGCCUUGAUCCAAAAGACACCGGAUACAUCGAGGCCCACGGCACUGGUACAAAGGUCGGUGAUCCAAUUGAAGCGACUGCUUUGCAUAAGGUAUUUGGUGAAGGACGGACGGCGAAACAGCCACUAUUGAUCGGCUCAGUUAAAUCGAAUAUUGGGCAUCUUGAAGGUGCUAGUGGUGUUGUGUCGGUCAUCAAGGCGGCGAUGAUGUUGGAGAAAGGUUUCGUUCUGCCGAACUGCAAUUUCCAAGAGGGUAAUCCCAAGAUUCCUUUCGAUGAGUGGCAUUUGAAAGUCCCUACCUCGCAACGGCCAUGGCCGAGAGGUAAAAAGUAUGCGAGUAUCAAUAAUUUCGGCUUCGGAGGCACGAAUGCGCACACAGUACUCGAGAAAGCCCCUGCUGUUCAGAGAGUCAUGCUCCCAGGCACAAAUGACACACUUGCAACUGGGACGAAAGCUACGGCAAAGAGGCUUUAUGUCCUUUCUGCGAACGACAAGCCGUCCCUUGAAGCUCGAAUGCACGAUCUGACAGUCUACCUUGAGCAAAGACCAGAAGUGUUCCAGAACUCACUUUUGCCAAACCUCGCUUACACUCUUGGUCAACGCAGGUCGCAUCUUGCGUACAAAGUCGCGAUUCCAGCUAGAAACUCAGCAGAACUUAUUCCGGCACUUGCAGGUAACGAUAUCACUCCUUCGCGGUCGACCAAAGAGCCGAAAGUCGGAUUCAUCUUCACUGGACAGGGCGCUCAAUGGUAUGCGAUGGGUCGCGAGCUCAUUGAUGCCUAUCCCGUCUUCGCAGCUACGAUGGAGAAAAUUGACCGACAUCUGCUUGAUCUUGGCGCAGACUUCUCUCUGAUUGAUGAAUUAUCGCGAGACGCGGCAUCAUCGCGAGUAUCGGAAGCGCAUAUCAGCCAACCUGCGUGUACCGCAAUACAGCUGGCUUUGACAGAUCUCCUGAGGUCUUGGGGUAUCAAACCUUCUGCAGUAGCAGGCCAUUCCAGCGGUGAGAUAGGAGCAGCUUACGCAGCUGGUGCUCUUUCACUCGAAUGCUGUGCCGCAAUCGCAUAUUUCAGAGGGCAAUCCAUCGUGUUCUUGAAAGAGAAAUUCCCCGAGCUGAAAGGUGCUAUGAUGGCAGUUGGGAGUAGCGCAGAAGACAUGCGGCCCCUAAUCAAGCUGUUGAAAGAGGGUCGGGCAACUGUUGCAUGUAUCAACAGUCCCUCGAGCAUUACUGCGUCUGGAGAUGAAGACGCGAUCAAUGAGCUGCAGGCAGCUGUUGAGGCUAAGCAAAUGUUUAAUCGCAAACUUCGUGUGGAUACCGCGUAUCACUCGCACCAUAUGAACUUGGUCGCUAACGAGUAUCACGAUACUAUCAAGCAUGUUUCGUCGCGCAAAAAUACCUCGACAUCCUUCCACUCCUCAUUACACGGCCGCCUUAUCGAGACCACCGAAUUGGGGCCAAUGUACUGGGUCGAGAAUCUGACUUGCCCUGUCCGCUUUUCCGAGGCUGUCCAAAGCAUGUGCAAAGCCACCGGGGACAGCAAUGAUCCAGGGGUCGAUGUCUUGAUCGAGAUCGGGCCUCACGCUGGUCUCGAAGGGCCAGUCAAGCAGAUCUUGAAAUCCAUGGGCGGAAGUGCCAUCAAAAUUCCUUACUCAUCCACACUCCUUCGAAACAAAGAUGCAGUGGACACAGCUAUCCAACUCGCAGCUACCAUGUUCAUGAAAGGUGUUGACAUCAAUUUCGGCGCCAUCAACUUCCCAUUUCCAGGUGUCAAAGCUCCAGUCCUUCUCACCAACCUGCCGAAAUACUCGUGGAAUCAUGCAACCAAGUAUUGGCACGACUCCCGUAUUGCCGAGAAGCAUACCAACAGACCGUUCGGAAGAAAUGAUCUGGUCGGCACAUUGGCGAAUUACUCCAAUGAACUAGAGCCAACCUGGCGGAACAUCAUCCGUGCUGAUGACAUGCCCUGGGUGCGCCAUCACCAAAUGCAGCACAUGAAUGUUUAUCCUAUGGCAGGCUACAUUGCAAUGGCAAUUGAAGCUUCAGCUCAACGAGCUGCGAUGCGAAACGUAGCAUUCGACAAAUUUGAGCUUCGAGAAGUGACCGUGAGCAGACCGCUAGUCAUCCACGAAGGCUCAGAUGUCGAAGCCAACAUCACUCUUCGAGCAUUCACUGAAGGUACAAGGUCUUCGUCUGAUUCCUGGGAUGAGUUCAGAAUCUUUUCGUGGGCGAAAGACAGAAAUUGGAUUGAGCAUUGCCGUGGUCUCGUCUCGGUCACCAAGUCAGCUGACGGUAAUGUUGUUGAUGGCGCUCAGCAAAAGUUGAAUGCGAAGACUGCUUUAGUGUACAAGAUGGCUGCUUUCACAGAAGCAUGUACUUCAGAUGUUGACACGCCUCAAAUGUAUGAGACGCUCGCUCAGGCAGGUGCUGGGUAUGGACCGACUUUCCAAGGGCUGGAGAAUUGCCGUGCGAGUGACAACUACGCGGUCGCAGAUCUGAUCGUUCCAGAUACAGCCGCAGUGAUGCCAAUGGGUCAUGAGCCAGACUUCUUUAUCCAUCCAGCAUUCCUGGAUCAAUUUAUCCAGAUUGUAUGGCCGAUCUUUGGUGCUGGUUGGAAAGGACUGGACUUGUUGUAUAUGCCGUCCUUUAUUCAGAGUAUGUCUCUAUCCAAGGACAUUACUCGCAAGAGUGGUGAUCGAUUGAAAGUAUUCGGCACUGGAAAUCCCACGCCAGCAAACCCCACUGCCACGAAACUAUCACUAUUUGCAACUACGGAAAGUGCAGAUGAGGCAUUGAUUAGCAUGGAAUCUUUGGUCAUGACUCCGGUCUUCGAUGGCUCCAACGCAUCUAACUCGACUGCCACCCGUGAACUGUGUUACAAGCUGCAGUGGGAACCGCUUCAUGCCAAACACGAGCGUUCUGGUAUCGACAGCCCAGUCUCAGAAACAAAUGAGCAUAGCAAUGGUGAUGGCAUCAAUAGUGUGCACAUCAGUAGUAUGAACGGAACGAAUGGGCUCAUGACCCCGCCAACGUUGGAAUGUGACAUUGCAAUUAUUUGCAAUGAAGAUACUCAAGAAGCUCUCACAUCCAGUGUGAAAGAUCUAAUCAUCGAUCUCACACAGAAGACUCCCAUUGUAGGCUCACUAGGAAGCGUCGAGACCGAAGGCAAAGUCUGCAUCGUUCUCUCCGAGCUCGAUCGGCCCAUUCUUUCAUCGCUCAACGAAUCGGGCUUCCAAGCAGUCCAGAAGAUGGUCACUGGAACAGCUGGCGUUCUCUGGGCCAUUCGAGGCGCAUACACUGACUCCACGAACCCAGAUGCACAAAUGGUAAUCGGAAUGGCUCGCAGUAUCCGGUCAGAAACACUCCUCAAAUUCGCUACUCUUGAUCUGGGGACGUCACCUGAUCUGUCAAGUACCGGGACAGCUGAAAAGAUCAUUGAAGUCUUGAAGGUCACCUUCUCAUCUGAAUCCCCAUCAGUGGGAGCGAAUAUGGAGUUCCAAGAACGCAACGGCGAUUUGCUCGUUCCGCGUGUCGUCGAGGACGCCGACAUGAACAAACUCGUGCACCAAGAGACUCAGCCUGUAUCAACACCUGAUCUUCAACCAUUUGUACAAAAGAAUCGGCCGCUCAAGAUUGCAAUCGAGACAGCUGGAGCACUGGACACUCUAUUCUUCACUGAUGAUCUUGCCGUUGGAACACCACUUCCAGACUACGAAGUUGAGAUCGAGGUCAAGGCCACCAGCAUGAACUUCAAGGACAUCAUGAUCUCGAUGGGUCAACUGUCAAGCAAAUACAUUGGUGUAGAAUGUGCCGGUAUCAUUAGUGCAGUCGGCAGCAAAGUUACGGAUCUCCAGGUCGGUGAUCGUGUCUGUGCAAUGUCGGAGGGGGCAUAUGCGACAUAUACUCGCUGCCUCGGGACCAGUGCCCAGAAGAUCUCUGACUCAAUGUCAUUCGAAGAUGCUUCCACGAUUCCGGUUAUUUUUUGCACUGCUUACUACUCGCUCUUCGACCUCGGUCGACUGACAAAGGGUGAGAGCGUGCUCAUCCAUGCAGCAGCUGGUGGUGUCGGCCAAGCAGCUAUCAUUUUAUGCCAGAUGAUUGGAGCAGAAAUCUUUGCUACAGUUGGAAGUGUCGCGAAGAAGGAGUUCCUCAUGAGUGAAUACCACAUUCCUGAAGAUCACAUCUUCUACAGUCGAAACACCUCGUUCGCAAAAGGGGUUCGCCGUGCUACCAAUGGUCAGGGUGUAGACGUCGUUCUCAAUUCUCUUGCUGGUGAUGCUCUGCGCGAAACAUGGGACAGUCUUGCGCAUUUUGGCCGCUUCAUCGAGAUCGGCAAAAAGGACAUCGUGAGCAAUUCUCGCCUCGAGAUGAGUAGAUUCGAACACAACGCCACGUUUGCUUCGGUGGAUUUGACAGUGGUUGCAGCUGAGCGGCCAAAGAUCAUGAAGAGACUUCUCUCAGAUGUGUUUGACUUGAUAGGCAAAGGACUUGUCAAGCCAAUCUCACCCAUCACCAUCUUCCCGAUUGCCAAUGUCGAAUCUGCUUUCCGUACUCUUCAGGGAGGUAAGAUCAUGGGCAAGAUCGUCAUCGUUCCCCGAGCGGACGAUCAAGUCAGAGCUAUCCCUUCCAAGACACCGAAUGACCUCCUGCUCGCUGACGCCACAUAUUUGAUUAUUGGUGGUACUGGUGGUCUUGGUCGUAGCAUGAGCAGAUGGAUGAUUCAGAAGGGUGCCAGGAGUAUCGUCCUUCUUUCUCGAAGCGGAAAGUCGGAUGGGAAGGUUGGCGAGCUGAUUGAAGAGGCUUCAGCAGUUGGAGCAGAUAUUGUCGUAAAAUCAUGCGACGUCUCCAGUAAGGAAGCUGUUGAGAGGCUCGUAUCGGAAGAGCUCUCCACUCUGCCGCCAAUCAAAGGUCUUGUACAUGCCGCUAUGGUCCUCGAUGACGUUCUAUUCGAGAAAAUGCAAUUCAAGCAGUGGCAGACAGUUGUUCAGGCAAAGGUAUCCGGCGCUUGGAACUUCCACCAAGCACUCUCCAGUUAUCCCCUCGACUUCUUUAUCAUGAUCUCUUCUGCCGCCGGUGCGGUUGGAAACAGAGGCCAAGCUGCCUACUCGGCGGCAAACUGUUUUCUCAACGCUUUUGCGCAAUACCGAAUCGCCUGUGGUCUCCCUGCCUCUUCCAUCGACCUCACGGCCGUCUCAGACGCGGGGUAUCUGGCCGAGGGAUCUGCGGAGCGCGCUGCACAAGUAGCGGAAAAUCUGGGUUCGGAGACAAUCUCGGAGAAAGAGGUUCUGGCAUUGAUCGCUGCUGCUAUCACAGGGAAGAUGGCGAAGGAGUGCAACUCGCAUUGUAUUACUGGACUGAAAAUCUCGCCGGAGAGUAAGGAUACAUUGUUCUGGGUUGAUGAUGCGAAGUUCAAGCAUUUGAAGGAGGCUGCUGAGGCGGAAGCUGCUGCUUCUUCGACGAGCUCUCCAAGUGCUUCGAUCUCACUCAGUGCAGCGCUGAAACUUGCAAGUUCGAAACAGCAGGCUGAGGAACUUAUUUGUGAGGGUCUGAUGACAAAAGUGUCUGCCGUUCUGAUGGUCCCGAGGGAGGAGAUGGACCCAAGCAAGGCAAUCGUGGUGUAUGGUCUUGACUCUCUUGUUGCAAUUGAGAUCAGGAAUUGGAUCACAAGAGAAUUGGAGGCGAGUCUGCAGGUAUUGGAGUUGCUGACGAGUGGGAGCUUCUGGGCACUAUCAGAGGCUGUGUUGGUCAAGAGUAAGCUUGGGGUGAAGUUUCUCGCAGAGAAGGAGACUAGUUGAUUGACAAAAGGUGGUUGUUUUGCUCCACAGCUGGCUUGGAGUGGAACAUCUGUACCUUUUUCGUCGUUUAGGUCUGUUCUAACUGUUUCUGUUUUGAUGUAUCACGAUGCUUCGUGUUCUUCGGUUUUGCUGCACAAUAGUCAGUACAGUAGAUGCAAAAUUCUUCAAAUA
Messenger RNA from Cadophora gregata, 7469 nucleotides. RefSeq lists its product as uncharacterized. The coding region runs from base 1425 to 7298 and encodes 1957 amino acids. The transcript is spliced from 2 exons. Gene Ontology annotation, molecular function: oxidoreductase activity; fatty acid synthase activity; phosphopantetheine binding. NCBI's taxonomy places the organism in Eukaryota, Fungi, Ascomycota, Leotiomycetes, Helotiales, Ploettnerulaceae. The record is from RefSeq and is a predicted model, not a curated record. Gene Ontology annotation, biological process: fatty acid biosynthetic process; secondary metabolite biosynthetic process.